Colossoma macropomum (tambaqui) is the source of this 2668-nucleotide messenger RNA. It is a transcript of the gene rhoj, whose product is annotated as ras homolog family member J. Gene Ontology annotation, molecular function: GTP binding; GTPase activity. Gene Ontology annotation, biological process: small GTPase-mediated signal transduction. Lineage: Eukaryota; Metazoa; Chordata; Actinopteri; Characiformes; Serrasalmidae. Bases 195 to 878 code for a protein of 227 amino acids. The transcript has 5 exons. The record is from RefSeq and is a predicted model, not a curated record.
UGAGAGCGGGGCGCGUGGCUGCCAGUUCGUGUGAACGCGCGUGCGAGCGACAGCGCCGGCUGGCUGGCUGGCUGGCUGGCUUAAAGAGCGCGAGCUUAAACGCGAGGAAGAACGAACAGCUUUAAAACAGCAGCCGAGAAAAGAGAGUGGAUUGUGCCCCGGCGAGGAAUUAAAGUGCCCCGGUGCGGACCGCCAUGCCUGCGCGCGGGAGGCGGAAAACCCCAGCGGCGGCGGCGACGGCGGCGGUGGUGGAGUCUGGAGGGGAAGGCGGAGAAGCCGCGGCAGCUAAAAAGAUGUUGAAGUGCGUGGUGGUCGGGGACGGAGCGGUGGGGAAAACGUGUUUGCUGAUGAGCUACGCUAACGACGCCUUCCCUGAGGAGUACGUGCCAACCGUUUUCGACCAUUACGCAGUAAACGUAACUGUAUCUGGCAGACAGCACUUGUUGGGGUUGUACGACACUGCUGGGCAGGAGGACUACAACCAGCUGCGGCCACUUUCCUACCCCAACACUGAUGUUUUUCUCAUCUGCUUUUCUGUGGUCAACCCUGCUUCCUACCACAACGUGCAGGAAGAGUGGGUGCCCGAGCUCAAAUCCUGCAUGCCUCAUGUGCCGUACAUCCUUAUAGGCACACAGAUUGACUUGCGAGACGAUCCAAAGACACUGGCCCGCUUGCUCCAAAUGAAGGAGAAACCACUGACUUAUGAGCAAGGCCUCAAGCUGGCCAGAGAGAUUGGAGCACAGUGCUACCUCGAGUGUUCAGCACUGACGCAGAAGGGACUCAAGACAGUGUUUGACGAGGCCAUCCUGACAAUCUUCAGCCCUAAGAAACAGAAGAAGGGCUGUGUGCCAUGCAGGAACUGCUGUACUAUCGUAUGAGCACAGACAGAAGCCAUGAGGCAAAUCCCACUGUGAACAUGAGCUCACCUCCAGAUGUACCCAACAUGGAAAGAAAAUGAAGCCAAGUCCCUUCAGCACCUUCCAGUUUCCUGCCUCACUGCCACUGUCCAUUAUCAAGAAGUGGAAAAUGCAGCGAUUCGUUACCAUUUGAAGCUUUCUUCUCAGCGCCUUUGUUGAUCAAACCUUGAGGGUUUGAGGACAUAAAGCACUUCAGGAGUGGUCUUGCAUCUUCUAUAAAGUACAUUUCUGAAGCUCAAGCAAGAAGCAACCAAGCAGACUUUCAGAGAAACAACACAGAUGUUUUCUUCAACAAAUGCUUCACUGUGUCGGAAAGCAGGAUGCAAAAUCUGCUCUGCUUAUACCACAUACUGAGAUGCUGACCAUGUAAAAUACAGUUUCCCUUUUGUAUUGGGGAAAAGAGAAACCAGUCACCCCUCAAAAUGACUAUCCUGAGCUUCUACAAGCUCAAAACAAGUGCCUCAAUCAAGCGCCAAUGUCAGAGUUCUAUUUAUAACGCCUCUCACCUCUUGGUUCUCUUGCCAAAGACGAGUUGCUUACUCAUUUGACGCUUUCAUCAGGGACGCAAGUCUCCGCACUGACACAGGGCAACCUCAUUCUGUCUCCAUUCUAAUAAAUAGUCUUGGUUUUAGAUUGGUCGGCUUUUAGAUUUCUAGCCCCAUACAUUACAGGCUUUUUUCAAGGCAGACAGAGCACUGCGUUCCAAGAGCUUCGAUACACUUCCUCUCAGUAAAAUGUGACCUUGUGAACUUCACUUUCUUUCUGUGUGUUCAGAUGUUACUGUGAAAGUCAUGUUGAACUUAUCAGUGCCCUGUAAUACAGUUACUGUUAUACAGCUCUCAAGAAUGUACCCUUGAACUUCAGUGCUAGUUUUCAGUAGAGUUACUGCCAUGUGUCAGUGCUUCAUCAGCUAAAGGUUCUAUGAAUCACCACAUGUUAAAGGGCUAAGGUUUUGUCAACUAACAGCCAAUUUAUUUAGCCUGCAAAAGCAAAUGUAGAAGUUCAGGCACCAACACAUUCUUUUCUGCCUGAAAUAACUGAACAGGUAUUUCUCAGAUGUUGUCUAAAUGCACACCUGCGUUGGUACUGAAUUUCUUCUUUUGACAGCUCUUUGCCUGGUUGUAAAAACACUGGUUGCCUUUUAGCGUGACCUCAGGGACUUCCUCCCGAGCCCACAGGGUGCUAGUGACCUUCCUCAUGAGUACAAAGAGGAAGGCCUGGUCCACACAGAGGAAGAAUGAGCCUGAAUCCUUGUGCCUUUAAUGUAGCAUAGAAUUUGUUUCUUCACUCGUCUUAUGACACUGUGCCUUGAGUCGUCCUAUGCAACUCUAUACUGUAAUCAUACAAAGAAGAACAGCGUCAACACUGGCCAUGCCAGCAAUAACUUGAACUGAAUGUGUAACUGCAAACCUGUAUUUAACUUUUUUUUAAUUAUUUAGAACGUAGUGAAUAUUACUUUCCUUUUUUUAUUUCAUGUAUUGGUUGGUAUACUAUAUGACUGCUUUUUGCCAAAUAUAUAAAGGUUUGUAUAUAGGUCUGGUGUGAUUAAAGCUUGUGAACAAACUUCAAUACCUUUUUACAGUUCAGCCUUUAUUAAGAAACUCUGCAAAUGUUCCUAUGAAUGUUGAACUUUUGUCAAUAUCCUGCACCUUUUUCUAUACCCAUGUAGUAUAAGUAACUAUGGAGGUACUUCUACCCAUUACAACAGUUUUCUUAUUCUUUCAACAGGCCAUAAUAAAAAACCAGCAAAG